AUGUCCGUGAGAAGUGCCCUGACCCGCAAACUCAUUGAUGCCGACACAGCUCUGAAGCUGCUGGAGGCCCAAGCAGCCUCCGGGGGAAUCGUUGAUCUCGCCAUAAAGGACAAACUAUCCGUCCACAAAGCAGCUGAACGUGGGCUCAUUGACUCGAGUGACAUGCACAAGCUUCUGAAUGCCCAAAAGGCCUUCACAGGAGUCGAAGACCCCAUGACCAAGGACCGUCUCGCAGUGGGACCCGCCGCAAGUAAAGGGUAUAUUCCACAUGAAAAUGCCAGGAGGUAUAUGGAGGCACAGUACCUCACCGGUGGGUUUGUGGAUCCCUCGAAAGCAGGCCGCCUAUCUGUCAAAGAAGCUCUCGCCACUAAUAUUAUCGACAGCAAAACAGCUGAUGAGCUACAAGAUGAGACCACCUACAAGAAAGAGUUGGUGGACCCCAUCACGAAAGAGAAGAUCUCAUACAAGCAGGCGAUGGAUCGGUGUAAGAUAGACAACCACACAGGGCUCCUGCUGCUUCCUGCCGCUUCUACUGAUGCCACGGGCGCCCCGUCUUACUCUAACUAUCGCUUCUGAUUCAACAAAUAUUAGAUGUGAAGUUUAAGAUGUUUUAUUUGUCGUAGCUACUGGUGCUAGAGGGUGUGUGAUAUGGCUAACUGAUCCACGUAAAGAUAAAUAUGAAUAUGUGUGUACACUGGGAGGGAAAAACGACAUAUUUGGUGAAAUUCUCUUUUCAGUGCUUUUUUGUUUGGUCUGCUGUAUACAUGAGGGUACUGUUUGUUUUAUAUGGUAAAUUGUUUUUCGGCACUCUCAAGCUGCUAUAUCCUAUGUAAGUGUUCAAUAAACUCCAAAA
Molecule: messenger RNA, 853 nt
Organism: Notothenia coriiceps (black rockcod)
Lineage: Eukaryota; Metazoa; Chordata; Actinopteri; Perciformes; Nototheniidae
Product: envoplakin-like
Exons: 1
Coding region: 1-576 (191 amino acids)
Biological process (GO): intermediate filament cytoskeleton organization; wound healing
Cellular component (GO): membrane; intermediate filament; cytoskeleton
Molecular function (GO): cadherin binding; structural molecule activity
Source: RefSeq, a predicted model, not a curated record